AUGGCCGAAAUUAGAGCGUUGACACUAAAUACCUGGGGUAUAAAGUAUAUCACGCCGCUUCGCGAACAGCGGCUCCACGCGAUUGGCAAUCGACUCAGCAACCCCACCAACGACUCUGAGGAGGAGUACGAUAUUGUAGCAUUACAGGAGUUGUGGGUGCUCGCGGAUUGGGAGUAUAUCAGUCAGACAUGUGCCGCAAAGUACCCGUACCGCCGCUACUUCUACUCGGGAAAGCUCCUUGGUCCAGGCUUGGCCAUUCUCUCCAAGUACCCCAUUAAGGAGACCUUUUUUCACGCGUUUCCCAUAAACGGGAGACCCUCUGCUGUUAUUACAGGCGACUGGUAUACCGGGAAAGGGGUGGCUGUAGCGGUGCUAAAGCUUGACGAAUCCCGGGAGAUUGCGGUUCUCAACACCCAUCUACACGGGCCCUACAGUCACGACGUGUCCCAUGAUGCAAACUAUUUGUGCCAUCGGACGUGCCAAGUAUGGGAUCUCACCAAGUUGGUGAACUUUAUGGCCGCGCCCCAGCGGGCGGUUAUGGUGCUCGGAGAUUUGAACUCCACCCCAAACUCCUUACCCUAUAACUUGAUCACCAAGCGGUGCAUGCUCAACGACUCGUGGUUAAAGUUCAAGAAGAUGGCUGAGGAGGACAUCGGGGAUAUUAAGGGAAUGACUCCUCAAGAGCAAAUCGACGUCGGUUGCGUGACGUGCGACUCCACGUUGAACACGUGGGCAAGAAAGCUCUCGGUGGAGGAGGCCUGGAGACUUGAUUACGUGUUGACCAGCCACAAUUUGGAGAUUACCGAUGCCAAGGUUAAGUUUGUCAGUUUGAUCCCAGGCGUGGAGGAGUCCUACCUGGACCACUUUGCGUAUACGAUCAAGUGUGUGUUUGGCGAGACGGAGGUGGAAACUGCGACAAAGGCAAAAAUGAGGCGGGCGAUCCAGAGAGAAACGUACCACCAGUUUUCCGGGGCUAUUAGCGACUACCAGAAGCGGAGAAUUCCGCACGAGAGAAACCGGAGGGUUGCAUACAUGGUAGUAUCUGUUGCUCUUGCGGUGUGGUUGGUGUUUGCCGUUGUAAAAAUGGAUGGGGCGGUCUGGGUAAGGGUGGGACUAUGCGCUCUUAGUUUUGUGUUGGCAUCUUCCGGAUUCGUCAACGGGCUUUUCUUUGGGUUGGGGUUUACCCAGGGAGAAUACAAGACGUUGGAGGAGGUCAGGCAUGAAAUCAUGGAUGAGCUCAGAUGUAUAGAGCUGUAA
Babjeviella inositovora NRRL Y-12698 is the source of this 1257-nucleotide messenger RNA. RefSeq lists its product as uncharacterized. Lineage: Eukaryota; Fungi; Ascomycota; Pichiomycetes; Serinales. Gene Ontology annotation, molecular function: sphingomyelin phosphodiesterase activity. The record is from RefSeq and is a predicted model, not a curated record. Gene Ontology annotation, cellular component: cytoplasm. The transcript has a single exon. Bases 1 to 1257 code for a protein of 418 amino acids.